This is a messenger RNA of Colius striatus (speckled mousebird), 4356 nucleotides long. RefSeq names its product phospholipid-transporting ATPase ID. Gene Ontology annotation, molecular function: ATP hydrolysis activity; magnesium ion binding; ATPase-coupled intramembrane lipid carrier activity. Gene Ontology annotation, cellular component: plasma membrane. Gene Ontology annotation, biological process: Golgi organization; phospholipid translocation. Lineage: Eukaryota; Metazoa; Chordata; Aves; Coliiformes; Coliidae. The record is from RefSeq and is a predicted model, not a curated record. Bases 786 to 4319 code for a protein of 1177 amino acids. The transcript has 28 exons.
GUGCUCUAUGAGGUUUUUCUCUGCAGAGUUUUUGCUACUCAGAACUAUUGGAAAGUGGGUGAGGUGGAGCCUUGGGAUCAGCUUCCUAGGACAGUGUCUUUGGACUUAAGGAGUUCCAACCGAUUCCGGCAUUACGGAUGCUGAGAGAGGGGCUGCUGCUGGGAUAUGGAUCCGUUAUCAAGUUCAUCCUUUUUUAAAGCAAUAUGAUAUGUUAGUCUCUUUUACUCACUUGGUUUCCUUCUGAAAGCUUCCACGUCAGCAGGAGGUAGGUAAGGUGAGCAGCACUUGCCUCCUGAAUUAAUUGGCAUGCCCCAUGCCCAGGUGCUCUGCUUUUCUGCUUUAUUUUUUCUCAGCUCGUUGCGCCAAAGCAUUUUAUUUUUAAGGGAGCUACUGUACUCUCCCUAUCUACAGGAAACAGAAUUAAAAAAAAAGGAAGAGUUUGGCAAGGCGCCAAGCCCAGUGACUGAAGUGAGAAGUAGGGAACUUGUAGUAAGUUCAGUGAGCAGGACAUUGCAUGUCAGAGCGUGUUGGCAGAGGAUUUUAAGGGUCUCGGAGACAAGCAGGCGAUGCCCGUUCCACAGCGCGAAGGAGCUUCGCCCUCUUAGAUGAAUGUCCUGGCACCGUGACUGCGAGCGGAGCCGUCGGUCUUGGGAGGGGAUAAAACUGCGUGUAAAUGAGAAGAGAGGAGUGUACCGGACUGCUAUGGAGGGCAGAAACUUUGUUGCUGUGACUUUUACAAGCCUCCAAGGAAGUUCCAUGGAGUUGCACUAAAAUAAAGUUUUGGGAUGUCUCUAUUUGGAUUAAAAUUUGGAAAGAAGAAAUUGAAAGAGGAAGAGAGACAUCUUCAAGCAAACAACCGGGAUUUUAAUCUGCGGUUUGAAUAUGCUAACAAUUCAAUUAAAACAUCGAAAUACAACUUCUUCACUUUCCUGCCUCUCAACCUGUUUGAACAGUUCCAGCGAAUAGCAAAUGCUUACUUUCUUUUCCUGCUGAUCUUGCAGCUGAUUCCUCAGGUUUCCUCACUGUCCUGGUUUACAACGGUGGUGCCCCUCGUGCUGGUGCUGACUGUAUCAGGAGUGAAAGAUGCCAUUGAUGAUUUUAACCGACACAAAAGUGACAAACACGUCAACAACCGCCCAGUCCAGGUCCUGAUCAAUGGCAUGUUAAAGGAUGAAAAAUGGAUGAAUAUCCAAGUGGGGGAUAUAAUAAAACUAGAAAACAACAACUUUGUAACAGCCGACCUACUGUUACUGUCAAGCAGUGAGCCGCACAGCCUGACAUACAUCGAGACAGCUGAACUGGACGGUGAGACAAACCUGAAGGUGAAGCAGGCACUGACAGUCACUGCAGAGCUUGGAGAAGAUCUUCAGAAACUGACAGAGUUCAAUGGUGAAGUCAAAUGUGAGGCACCAAACAACAAACUGGAUAAGUUCAUGGGCACUCUUACUCUUCGAGGAGAGAAGUACGCGCUAGACAAUGAGAAGAUGUUGCUGAGGGGCUGCACUAUUAGGAACACAGAAUGGUGCUUUGGUCUUGUUAUUUAUGCUGGGCCAGACACUAAACUAAUGCAGAACAGUGGUAAAACAACUUUUAAGCGGACAAGCAUCGAUCGACUCAUGAAUGUCCUUGUGUUGGUGAUCUUUGCGUUUUUAGCACUGAUGUGUCUUAUCCUAGCCAUUGGCAAUGGCAUCUGGGAGCAUGAGAGGGGCUACUACUUCCAGGUCUAUCUGCCCUGGGAAGAAGGCAUCAACUCUGCAUCCUACUCUGGCUUCCUCAUGUUCUGGUCAUACGUCAUCAUUCUAAACACAGUGGUGCCAAUUUCACUCUAUGUCAGUGUAGAGAUUAUACGUUUGGGUAACAGUUUCUACAUUGAAUGGGACCGUAAAAUGUAUUACCCACUGAAUGACACGCCGGCUCAGGCCCGUACCACGACACUCAAUGAAGAGCUGGGGCAGAUCAAGUACAUUUUCUCAGACAAAACAGGAACCCUCACUCAGAACAUCAUGUGUUUCAACAAGUGCUCCAUCAAUGGCAAAUCCUAUGGUGAUGUGUAUGAUAUGUCUGGGCAAAGAAUAGAAAUAAAUGAGAAGACAGAGAAGGUUGACUUCUCCUACAACCCAUUAGCCGACCCGAAGUUUGCCUUCUAUGACCAUAGCCUGGUUGAAGCUGUGAAGCUGAGUGACGUUCCGACUCACAGGUUCUUCCGGCUGCUCUCACUUUGCCAUACAGUGAUGCCAGAAGAGAAGAAGGAAGGUAACUUGGUGUAUCAGGCACAAUCUCCUGACGAGGGAGCCCUUGUCACUGCUGCCAGAAACUUUGGAUUUGUGUUCCGGGCUCGCACACCAGAGACCAUCACUGUUGUGGAAAUGGGAGAAACAAAAAUCUACAAACUCCUGGCUAUUCUUGAUUUCAACAAUGUUCGCAAGCGAAUGUCUGUCAUUGUGCGGAGUCCAGACGGUGACUUGACUUUGUACUGCAAGGGAGCUGACACCAUUCUUUACAAACUGCUUGAUUCAUCCUGUGACACUCUCAAAGAGGAGACCACUGAACACCUAAAUGAGUUUGCUGGUGAAGGUCUGAGAACGCUCGUGGUGGCCUACAAAAACCUGGAGGAAGAUUACUUUCAGGACUGGAUCAGGCGUCACCACGAAGCAAGCACUGCCUUGGAAGGACGGGAAGAUAAGCUCUCAGAGUUAUACGAAGAGAUUGAAAAAGACCUAAUGCUGCUAGGUGCCACAGCAAUUGAGGACAAGUUACAAGACGGAGUCCCACAGACAAUUGAGACUCUUGCCAAAGCCAACAUUAAGAUAUGGGUUCUCACUGGAGACAAGCAAGAGACAGCAAUGAAUAUUGGUUACUCCUGCAACUUGCUGAAUGACGACAUGGAAGAUGUUUUCAUUAUUGAAGGCAGCACAUCAGACGAUGUACUUAAUGAGCUGAGGAAUGCAAGGAAAAAGAUGAAGCCAGAUUCCUUUCUGGACAGUGAUGAAAUCAAUAUUCAGUUUGAAAAAUCUUCAAAAAAACAAAGGAUUAUGCCUGACGAGCAAGCAAAUGGGGUGUACGGUCUGGUGAUCACCGGCCACAGCCUGGCAUAUGCGCUGGAAGGGAACCUGGAGCUGGAGCUGGUGAGAGCCGCCUGCCUGUGCAAAGUGGUGAUCUGCUGCCGGGUGACUCCUCUGCAGAAGGCACAGGUGGUGGAGCUGGUGAAGAAGUACAAGAAGGCUGUCACCCUAGCAAUUGGAGAUGGUGCCAACGAUGUCAGCAUGAUCAAAACUGCCCACAUCGGGGUUGGCAUCAGUGGCCAGGAGGGGAUGCAGGCUGUUCUGUCCAGCGACUUCUCCUUCGCACAGUUCCGCUACCUGCAGCGCCUGCUCUUGGUCCAUGGCCGGUGGUCCUACAUCCGCAUGUGCAAGUUCCUCAAGUACUUCUUCUAUAAGAAUUUUGCCUUCACGUUAGUGCAUUUCUGGUAUGGCUUCUUCUCUGGCUUCUCAGCACAGACUGUCUAUGAUGAGUGGUUCAUUACGCUUUAUAAUUUGGUCUAUACCUCCCUGCCAGUGCUAGGAAUGAGCAUCUUUGAUCAGGAUGUGGAUGAUCGUUGGAGUAUGCUAUUUCCUCAGCUAUAUGUGCCUGGCCAGCAAAAUCUCUACUUUAACAAAAUGGUGUUUGUCAAGUGCAUGUUGCAAGGGAUCUACAGUUCCCUGAUUCUCUUUUUCAUCCCCUAUGGGGCCAUGUACAAUACAAUGAGAAGUGAUGGGAAGGCCAUUGCUGACUACCAGUCCUUUGCAUUGAUGACUCAGACUUGCCUACUGAUUGUGGUCUCUGUACAGAUUGGUCUGGACACUUCUUACUGGACAGUUGUGAACCAAUUCUUCAUCUGGGGCAGCCUGUCUGUUUACUUUGCUAUCACCUUCACCAUGUAUAGUGAUGGCAUGUACCUGAUCCUCACAGCCUCCUUUCCUUUCGUUGGUACGGCUCGAAACACCCUCAGUCAACCAAAUGUGUGGCUAGCAAUCUUCCUCAGCAUCACCCUCUGUGUACUGCCUGUAGUUGGCUUUCGAUUCCUGAAGGCUGAGCUAAAGCCAACUCCCAUCGAUAAAGUCCUGCUCAAGAUCAAAGAAGCCAAAAAGCGCCCGCCUCCACCCUCGCCCAAGAGACGCCUGCGCCGGACCAGCACCCGCCGCUCUGGCUAUGCCUUCUCCCAUCAGCAUGGCUUUGGAGCACUCAUCAUGUCUGGGAGAAACAUGCGGCCAAAGUCACCUUUUGCCACAACGGGAACGUUUUCACCAAAUAGUGACAAAUAUAAACACAAAGGACUGUAAAAGAAAGAGAGAAAGAGAGAGAGAAAGAAAGAAAGAA